Messenger RNA from Esox lucius (northern pike), 2376 nucleotides. RefSeq names its product tripeptidyl peptidase I (gene tpp1). NCBI's taxonomy places the organism in Eukaryota, Metazoa, Chordata, Actinopteri, Esociformes, Esocidae. Gene Ontology annotation, molecular function: tripeptidyl-peptidase activity; serine-type endopeptidase activity. The record is from RefSeq and is a predicted model, not a curated record. Gene Ontology annotation, biological process: proteolysis; central nervous system development. The transcript has 13 exons. The coding region runs from base 133 to 1815 and encodes 560 amino acids.
GGUUCACUAUUCACGUGACGGAUAACAGCUGACCUGUCAUGUGAUAACACACCUCUAAUAUUAUCCCGCAAACAAGAACCUGAAAACUAAUAAAGACACUACGAGGGCGGAAAGUCAACGAAUGUCACCAAAAUGAGGAUUCUGGCGCCCUUCUUUGUCCUGGCAUGCUGCUCAUUGGGCUUCAGUGAACAUCUGGAGGCAGAUCAAAACAUCUUGAUACCGGACCAUUGGGCUCACAUGGGUAGGGUCCGUCCCACAGAAGAGAUUGAGUUGACUUUUGCCUUGAGGCAGCAAAACUUGGACCGACUGGAAGACCUGCUUCUACUAGUGUCGGACCCAUCAUCGCCUCAAUACGGGAAGUACUUGACGCUAGAGGAGGUCACCGCUCUAGUACGUCCAUCCCAGCUGACCCAGAAAGUGGUGCGUCAAUGGCUGCAGAGCAAUGGGGUAUCAAACUGCCAGACCGUCCUUACUCAGGACUUCCUCCAAUGCUCUAUGACAGCACAAGUGGCAGAGGCCGUGCUUCCAGGCAGCGAGUUUCACCGCUAUGUGAGCGAUGACCACUCGUUGGUGAGGUCAUCAUCUUUAUACCAGGUCGACGGGGAUGUUCUCCAGCACAUUGAUUUUGUUGGAGGGGUUCACCGGUUCCCACCCAAGGGGCAGGACCUUAAUGAAGUGCUGACAAAGAGACGGUCCGAAGCAAAAUUCCACCUCGGUGUGACACCUGCUGCUCUCAGGGCUCGUUACAAUUUGACGGCAACAGAUGUUGGUUCUGCUCAGAACAACAGCCAGGCUGUGGCCCAGUUUCUGGAACAGUUCUACCACCCUGCAGACCUGGCCGAGUUCAUGGCGAUGUUUGGACAAGGCUUCCAGCACCGGUCGGACGUCGACCGGGUCGUGGGAACACAGGGCGGUGGGAAGGCCGGCCUGGAGGCCAGUCUGGACAUAGAGUACAUCAUGAGCACCGGGGCCAACAUCUCGACGUGGGUCUUCUCCAAUGCAGGCCGACACGAGUCCCAGGAGCCCUUCCUGCAGUGGCUGCUGCUGCUUAGCAACAUGACGGACAUCCCAUGGGUCCACACCAUCAGCUACGGCGACGACGAGGACAGCCUGUCCGCGGCCUACAUGACUCGCAUCAACGUCGAGUUCAUGAAGGUCGGUGUCCGGGGAAUCUCCAUGCUGUUUGCCUCAGGUGAUAGUGGAGCCGGAUGCAAACACCUAGCUAAAGGAGGAAAUUGUUUCCGACCGAGCUUCCCAGCAUCAAGCCCAUAUGUCACGACAGUGGGGGGGACCUCGUUCAAGAAUCCGUUCAAGAUCACCUACGAAGUCACAGACUCCAUCAGUGGAGGAGGCUUCAGUAAUAUCUUCAAGAUGCCGGACUACCAGGUUGGCGCCGUGGAGGCUUAUCUGAAAGCGCAGUCCGCUCUGCCCCCGAAGACGUACUUCAACACCAGCGGACGAGCCUACCCGGACCUGGCUGCCCUCUCCGACAACUACUGGGUGGUCAGUGACCGGAUACCGAUUCCCUGGGUGUCUGGAACCUCGGCCUCCACGCCGGUGGUGGGAGGGAUCCUCGCUCUGAUCAAUGACCAGCGCUUCCGGAAAGGCCUGCCUUCUCUGGGGUUUCUCAAUCCCCGUCUGUACCAGCUGAAGGGCAGAGGACUCUUUGAUGUGACGGAGGGCUGCCAGAAUAGCUGUCUGGACGAGCAGGUCCAGGGGAAGGGUUUCUGCGCUGCCGCGUCCUGGGACCCUGUUACCGGAUGGGGAACACCCGACUACCCUGCUUUUCUGGCUGCACUGCUGGAGGGGAAAUGAAGACCUGGGGCAAGUGUUCAAAAAGUCAGCUCAUUACAGAAUGGAGAUGUUUCAUCAACCAUGAUGCUUUGGAAUUGCUGCAGCUGCCUGCUUAUGUGGUGUAGAGUGAUGUCUACUUCCUCCUGUAAAUUACGCUGGAAAGAUACUUUAUUUUUUUUAUGAAAGCUUUUUGAUUUUAAUGUAUUUCAAAGAAUCACACUGUCUCAGGUUGAGUUUUGUAGGACUAACUUCCAUAAAAGUAAUUGAUUUAAAAAAGGUAAAUUCAACUGUUACAUGAUCAUUUAGCCAGGUGAUUAUACCCAGAUCUGGUAUGCUAAUCAAUAACAAGGUAAUCAGACAAACAUUUCCUCAUGCAUGCUUUAAAAUAAAAAUAGGGCUAACCCUCUCUGUUCUGCUCAAGGAGACAUUUGAGGUGUUAUUGAUUUAAAUUAUUCAAAUCCAUAGGUCCAAACCAAAUGAAAUAAGCCCUUUUACCAGAUUCUUGGGAAAUUAAUCAUUGUUUUAAAUGGACUGCAUGUUGACUGUAAACACUGAAUAAAGUUUGGGGUUUUAUUUUUGAAA